This is a messenger RNA of Cynoglossus semilaevis (tongue sole), 336 nucleotides long. RefSeq names its product cholecystokinin (gene cck). The record is from RefSeq and is marked provisional. Bases 1 to 336 code for a protein of 111 amino acids. Gene Ontology annotation, biological process: immune response. NCBI's taxonomy places the organism in Eukaryota, Metazoa, Chordata, Actinopteri, Pleuronectiformes, Cynoglossidae. Gene Ontology annotation, cellular component: extracellular region. The transcript is spliced from 4 exons. Gene Ontology annotation, molecular function: chemokine activity.
AUGAGUGUGACUGUGAAGAUCUUCAUCUGCUGCUGCUUCAUCGUCAUGUUCAGCUGCUGCUGCAUUCUGUGUCAGCCUCAGAUGGUCAUCGACUGCUGCCUCAGUGUCAAGAACAAAACCAUCACCAAACACAUUAUCACUGAUUACCAUCAGCAGAGCGCUGGUCAGGGCUGCUCCAUUGAGGCCACCAUACUGGUGACCAGACGGAACAAGAAACUGUGUGUCCCUGCUGACGAGCCCUGGGUCCACAUGGUGAUGAGUCACGUGGAUAAAAUGAAGAAACCCUGCCAUGGGAAACGCAGAAACAAACGCUGUGUCAAAGUGAAAAAGAUGUGA